This is a messenger RNA of Colletotrichum navitas, 2894 nucleotides long. Its product is annotated as ion transporter. The transcript has 4 exons. Gene Ontology annotation, biological process: monoatomic ion transport; transmembrane transport. Gene Ontology annotation, molecular function: monoatomic ion channel activity. The record is from RefSeq and is a predicted model, not a curated record. Bases 330 to 2402 code for a protein of 690 amino acids. NCBI's taxonomy places the organism in Eukaryota, Fungi, Ascomycota, Sordariomycetes, Glomerellales, Glomerellaceae. Gene Ontology annotation, cellular component: membrane.
GCUUCUUCUACGACGGCAGACCGUCCGCGGCUAAGAAGAGCGAGCGUGUAUUCGUGCCGUUGCCAAGUGUGCCGUCGCUUCUCGGCUGCAAAAAGCAAACCCAACACAGCGUAACAUAACGCAACUACGCUACACUACGGAUACCGGUACACGGCCUGCCGUCGAUCUGCUGCUUGCUUACUUACUAUCGCCAAUCUGCGCUGACCACCCUCUCCCCUCCCAAAGGACCCCAAAGGAGCAAUUACGUCGCCCUUUUCUCCCCGUCCAUUGGCUAGCCCGACGAGCUCUCUGCUGCAGCCCGCCGCACGCGAGACAAGCACCGGCCCAACAUGCCUAUCCGCGUCAGGUCCAAGAAGCUGCCCAAGCCCCGGGACUUGAGCCCCGUGUCCUUGCACUUCGACUCGCUGGAGCUGCCCGACAUCGACACGGACGACACUUUCCGCAAUGUGGUCAAGAAGCUCUCCGUAUAUUUUGUCGACGUCAUCGUGUUGCCCAGCACGUUUGAGCAGCUGCGCACGACGGCCGCCGGUGAGCCGUUGCGAGUCUUGGUCGAUCACCUCAACGCCACUUGCACCAAUCCUGCCAUUGUGAAUGCUCUCCUCGCCCUCAAAUGGCACUAUGCCGUUGACGAGUCCGAGUCCAACAAGGGUCUCUGCGAAGCCCGCGCCAGCGCCUGUGAGAUCGUCGCCUGGCGAUUCCUCACCCGCCUCUCGGAGCGCGAGGCCGUCGACUACUGUCUCUAUGAGAUUCCCGAUCCCAAGCAGCCGCCGACGCCGCCGCCAAACGCCGACCUCGAGAGCAACGAGGACUCUCCCCUGCUCUCCGGCGGCAGCUGGUCCGGUAACGGCAGCCGCCGCUCCUCCGUGCGCCCUGGAAGCAGCGCCAAGCGCUACCAGCUCCUGUCAUCUCUCUCCAGGCUCACGAUGAGCAUGCACGCCGACCAGGAAGAGGAAGACGAUGACGACCCGACCUCGCCCUUCACCAGCCUCAACGCCCUCGAGAUCGCCGCCGUCGCCGACGCCAAGCGCUUUCUCAGCCAACACGUCGUACAGAAGAUCGUUACCGGCAUCUGGAACGGCGACAUCAUCUUCUGGGACAGCCUCUCGGUCCACGCCCAGAAAAAGCCCCGCUUCUACAACGCCCACACGGCCGACAUCUUUUCCCGCCUGAGGGUCCCCAAGUACCUCAAGGCCUGGGAGGCCUUCUUCUUCUUCAUCUUCCUGUGCCUCUACUACUCCGUCCUCGUCGAGCAGAACACCGAACGCAUCACCCACAACGAAAUCGUCCUGUACAUCUGGCUGGCCGCCUUCCUGUACGACGAGCUGAGCGAGUGGGCCGAUGCCGGAACCAUCUUCUACGCGACAGAUGUCUGGAACCUUUUCGACAUGAUCAUGAUAGGCAUCGGUAUCGCCUUUGCUGUUCUUAGGGUCAUUGGUAUUGCCAACAACGACCGGCACAUCACCAACACCGCCUUCAACGUCUUCGCGCUCGAGGCGCUGUUCAUGGUGCCGCGGGUGUUCUCCCUCCUCAGCUUGUCGCCCUACUGGGGCACGCUAAUUCCGUGUCUCAAGGAGAUGGGCAGGGACUUUGUCAAAUUCAUGGUCCUUGUCGUCGUCAUCUACCUCGGCUUUCUCACGACCUUCUCCCUCAUCGGCCAGGACGCCUACAACUUCAGCCACAUGACCAUGAUCCUCACAAAGAUCUUCUUCGGCUCGGCGUACGUCGGCAUCGAGAUCAUGGACGACAUCGACAAGGUCUUUGGCCCCCCUCUCAUGAUCAUCUUCAUCAUCCUUUCUUCCUUCCUGCUGAUGGGCUCCCUGACGGGUAUGCUGUCCAACUCCUUCUCCCGCGUCAUCACCCACGCCCGCGAGGAGUACCUCUACGUCUACAGCGUCUACGUGCUCGAGGCCUCGACUAGCAACCGGCUCACGCACUUUUACCCGCCGUUCAACGUCAUCGCCCUCGUCAUCUUCCGGCCUUUGCGCCUCUUCCUUCCCUCCGACGACAAGUUCCGCCAAAGCCGCAUCCUCCUGCUCAAGGCCACCCACCUCCCCAUCGUCGGCCUCAUCAAGAUGUAUGAGAGCAUCCGCCGCCGCGUGAUGCCCGACGAGUACGCCGGCUUCAAGGGACCGCGCGGCGCGACGGGCGCGACGAAACAACGCUCGCGGGGCGCCUUCCAGGCCAACCGCCCGCCAUCCGGGUACCGCCCCGCGAGGUCCCCCCGUCCCGAGGAGCGCCUUGACUCUCGCCAUUCGUCACGCCCCCGGCACCGUGCCGUCGAGGCCGAUGAAGCUGACGCGCCUUCGGCCGUCGAGGUGCGCAUCUCGGAGCUCAACGACAAGAUUGACAAGCUCACGGCGCUUGUCGAGGCCCUCCAGCAGCGGCCCGGAUCGCCCUCUUGAACAUUUCAGUCAUGAUGGUUCCUGAAAAGGUAGACCGCCCUACAAUCGGCUCAAUCUUUGGGAUUUGUGUCAGUAUAGUGUGUGUUGUAUGUGUGCGUGUGUGUGUGUGUGUGUGUCCAUGUUGCUUUACAUGUUUAUGUGUUUGUGUAUGCGUGUGAUAUGAAGAGCUUUUGGCCGGUUUUAUCUGCAUUACCCGAGGCAUGCUGGGUGCGUUUGGUUUUAGCUUGGCGUACAUGUGCUUUUGUUUGUACUUGGUGAGAUCGAAGCAAGUGAGCGUGGAACUGGGUGUAGUUGAGUGUUAUCUUCCGUGUCAACGGACUUGAAAGCUCGGAAGCUCGAUGGUUGAUCUGCUGUCUCGAAGGUAGAUUAUGCCAAUGUGGACAAGAGCUUGGAAUAUGUUGUCCAAAUUCGACGAAGUGGGAAUAAAAUACAUCACUCGUAACGUUACGAUUACGCAUUCAAUCAUUGUGAUACGCGCCCUCAUGCAGUGGG